Messenger RNA from Monoraphidium neglectum, 975 nucleotides. Its product is annotated as Oxidoreductase NAD-binding domain-containingprotein 1. The transcript has 3 exons. The record is from RefSeq and is a predicted model, not a curated record. Gene Ontology annotation, cellular component: mitochondrion. Bases 1 to 975 code for a protein of 324 amino acids. Lineage: Eukaryota; Viridiplantae; Chlorophyta; Chlorophyceae; Sphaeropleales; Selenastraceae. Gene Ontology annotation, molecular function: oxidoreductase activity.
AUGCACCGUACCGCAGCAGGGGCGACGCCCGGCGAUGGCGCCCAACCCCCGGGGCCCAAGGUCGCGGCCCACGUUGUCGCAAGAUGGGCUGAGACGCCCACCGUCACAGGGCUGCGCCUACGGGUCGACCCAGCCCUGUUCAGCUUCAAGGCCGGCCAGUGGGUCGACUUCUGGGUUCCCGGGCUGAAGCAGGUCGGGGGUUUCUCAAUAGUCAGCACGCCCGCGCAGCUGGCAGGGGACGGCACGUUUGACCUGGGGGUCAAGGCCACAAAGCACCCGGUGGCGGAGUGGAUCUGCACAAAGGCGGCCGCCGGGGCCCCGGUCAGCGUGCGCGCGGGCGGUACGUUCACCCUGGCGCCUGCCAGCCUGCAGCCGGGCCGACCCUCCCUGUUUGUCGCCGGCGGCAUCGGCGUCACGCCGCUCGUCUCAAUGCUCGCGGAGCUGACUCAGCACUGGCGGGCGCAGCAGCUGACGAGGCCCGAGGGUGCGGCACCCCUUGGGCCCCGGGCGGUCCUCAUCUAUUCAUCCCGCGCGGCACACGAGUUCGCCCUGCUGCCACGGCUGCUGGACCUGCGGGACGAGGCGGGCGGGCUGCUGCAGAUACGCCUGCAUACAAGCGACUACUCCCCACCUGCGACGCCGGGCAGCGGAGGCAGCGGCGGCAUGGGUGCAGAGGUUUCAGGGGUGGAAAGCUCCGCCGCCGAGGAGGAGGAGGAGGAGGAGGAGGCAAGCCGCGGUCCCCCGCCUGUUCUGCUGCAGAAGGGGGUGCGAUCGCUGAUGCGGCGGCGGGUGACGGAGCGCGACCUGCGGGCAGCAGUGGGGGAGCUGAGGGAGGCAGCGUUGGCAGGGGGCAGCAGCGGCGGCAAGGUUGUGUGUUAUGUGUGCGGGCCGCCGGCGCUGUCAGACCAGGUGGUCGCGCAGCUGGAGGCAGAUGAGGAGGGCGUGGAGGAGGUGGUGAUGGAGCGGUGGUGGUGA